Messenger RNA from Micromonas pusilla CCMP1545, 912 nucleotides. RefSeq names its product histone deacetylase. Lineage: Eukaryota; Viridiplantae; Chlorophyta; Mamiellophyceae; Mamiellales; Mamiellaceae. The transcript has a single exon. Gene Ontology annotation, cellular component: cytoplasm; histone deacetylase complex. Gene Ontology annotation, biological process: negative regulation of transcription by RNA polymerase II. Gene Ontology annotation, molecular function: transcription factor binding; histone deacetylase activity. The coding region runs from base 1 to 912 and encodes 303 amino acids. The record is from RefSeq and is a predicted model, not a curated record.
AUGGAGCUCCACGAGGGCCCGCCCGCGCACUUUGAACGCCCGGCGCGGCACGCGGCGGUGGUGGCGAAGUUUUUCAAGGAGGGCCUCGAGGGCCGGUGCGAGCGCGUCCCCGCGCGGCUCGCGACGGACGACGAGCUCCUCCUCUGCCACUCCCAGUCGCACCUCGACGCGGUCGAUUCCACGUUCGACGCGUCGAAAGAUGAGGCGGUGCAGGGCGAGGGGGAUAUCUACUGGACGACGCACACGGCGAGAUGCGCGAGAACCGCCGCGGGAAGCGCCGCCGCCGUCGCCGCCGCCGUCGCCGCCGGGUCCAUCCACCGCGGCUUCGCGGUCGUGCGCCCGCCGGGGCAUCACGCGGAGUGCGCGCGCGCGAUGGGGUUCUGCUUCUACAACAACGCCGCGAUCGCGGCUCGCGUCGCGCUGAGACAGCCGGGCGUCGAGAGAGUGCUCGUGCUCGACUGGGACGUGCACCACGGCAACGGGAUCCAAGACGUCCUGUACGACGACCCGAAGGUGAUGUACGCGUCGCUGCACCGCCACGGGAACGGGUUCUACCCGGGCACGGGCGAUAUCGACGAGUGCGGGAUUAGGGAGGGCGUCGGGUACAACGUCAACAUCCCGUGGGCGGAGAAAGGGCUGGGCGACGCCGAUUACCUCGCCGCCUUCGAUCUGGUGAUCGAUCCCAUCGCGCGCGCGUUUAACCCCGACGUCGUCGUCGUCGCCGCCGGGUUCGACGCCGCGGAGGGCGACCCGCUCGGGGGAAUGAAAGUCAGCGACCAAGGCUACGCGCUCAUGACGGAACGGCUGCUGGCGCACGCGAAGGGGCGAUGCGUCUGCGCGCUGGAGGGGGGGUACGGACUGAGGCGCGUUCUAUGUCACACUGAUCCCCAUACGACCCCGUCGGCGCGGUGA